Messenger RNA from Pisolithus orientalis, 1014 nucleotides. RefSeq names its product NAC-domain-containing protein. Gene Ontology annotation, cellular component: cytosol; nascent polypeptide-associated complex. The record is from RefSeq and is a predicted model, not a curated record. The transcript has 3 exons. Lineage: Eukaryota; Fungi; Basidiomycota; Agaricomycetes; Boletales; Pisolithaceae. The coding region runs from base 151 to 672 and encodes 173 amino acids.
AAAAAACCCACAUCUGCUUCGAAAGCUGGUCGUCGCGUCGCGGACUUUCGAUAUUUGUGUACUCAUAUUUGGCUAAACCUUAGUUGUCGACUUUUCACCGACGUACAUCCCAAAUAUCCAAGGGACUAGAGAUCCUCGACACCAAUCACUAUGGAUCCAGCAAAACUGGCCAAACUUCAGGCUGCGGCUGCGGCAAACCGACUUGGUGGGAAGGGCACCAUGCGUCGGAAAGUCGUACGGAAAGCGAAGCCGUCUUCUGCACAAGAUGACAAGAAGCUUCAAGGUGCUCUCAAAAAAUUGAAUGUGCAGCCUAUCCCUGGUGUGGAGGAAGUGAACAUGUUCAGAGAGGAUGGCCAUGUGCUGCACUUCACCACGCCUAAAGUUCACGCUGCAGUUCCUGCAAACACGUUUGCAAUCUAUGGUAUUGGUCACGUCAAGGAGUUGACGGAACUCGUUCCGGGGAUCUUGAACCAACUUGGCCCGGAUUCACUCGCGUCACUGCGUAAACUCGCAGAAUCAUACCAAGCAAUCCAGCAAGGGCAGCAGAGGCCAGCCGCAGGUGGCACUGCCGAGGAUGAUGACGACGAUGUCCCUGACCUUGUGGAGAAUUUUGAUGUGGAAGGAGAGCAGGCCGCGGCCGCCGACAAGGAGAAGUUGGAGGACGUUAACUAAAGUGCUCAUCUAGUGGGGCAUGGUGUGCACGAGUUACUGUGGAGUCGCUGACGGGAGUCUAUCGAACGGACAAUCACAUGGAGAAUCAGUGGGCCAGAAAUCUGAAAAACUGUGUGGGGAGCAAGAUCUUCCUGGAGCCACUUUUCUCCGUUUGAUGUGGUCUGUAUUGGUUGUAUGAACAGAAGUCUUCCCACUGAUUCUCUGACCAUCUUUUUGCUGUGUUACUUGACUGCUUUAUGGUGUUCAUGCGAUUACGAGACUACAUCUGCCUGUCGCAUUGUAAAAUCACAACCAUGUCUUCGUACUGUGGAUGAUGCUCUAAGACGUCAAUUAUGGUCCCCU